GUCUUUGUUUGUAAUUGUGUUUGUGCCGAAGUGUUACAGAGCACAUGGAGUCUGAGGCCAACUCCACCACACACUGUACAGAAACACAUGAUGAGAUGUCUCAGUUCGGUCUCUUGGAGCUGUCGGAGAGCCAGGGAGUCUUUGAGGAAGAUGAGCAGGAUGGAGCUCAUGCAAAUAAAACAAACAGUCAGAAACCAGCCAGCCAAUGUGGAUUGAAGAGUUCAGAAAGAACAUCAUCCAAUCAAGAUGGAACUUCUACAGGGUCAGAGGUCAGUUCGAAGCCUCAGGAUGGGGAAAGCAGGAAGCUCAGUAUUCAGGCUCUACUGCACUCUCAGUUAACUGACAGUCAAGAAGAUGAAGAAGAUGUGCUUGUUUCCUCUCAGGAUGACAUGUUUGGAAAGGAGAGAAAUGGCACCAAGGCAGACAGCAGUGUUACAGAGCUUGACCGAGAACAGCUGCUGACUUCCACACCUGCACAUAGUCUGCGCUUGCUUCAUCUGUCUGGACAGGGCACACUUGUACAGGAGAGUCUUUCACAGCAAUCUGUUGAUUUUGUGGCUGCCACUCAGGAGAAUUUAAGCCAAACACCUUACAUUGUCCCAAAUUCACCCACAGAAAAAGAGCAGAAUGAUAAUGAAGCUGCUGCAUCCCCAAUGGACACAUCAGUGCCCCCUGAGGACCAGCCACCAGGGAGAGAGGAGGAGCCAAUGGACAUGGACCCCUGCCCCAAACCACAACCCACAGCCUCCACUCCAGUGUCUCAGAAUUUCCCUGGAUUUGUUCUAGAGAAGAGCCUCUCUGUCCCCAGCCAGCCUGAAUUCUCACAUGACGUGUUUAUUUCCACUCCAAGUCUUGAACCUGUGAACAAUAGUCAAGGGACUGAGAGCUCAAAGAAGCUGCCUCAUCAAAACAACCCGUCAGGAUCGCCUGAGCAGACCGGCCCAGCGGAGCAGCUAAAAAAGUCUACAAGCAGCUGUUCUGCCGACAGCAGUUUUGCUCAGAAGACACAGUUGUUCAUUGUGGAGGAGGAUAGCCAAGCCACACAGAUUGUGGAAGAGGAAGGAACUGUUGGUGCAGACAAGAGCAACUCAAACCCUAAAAACCAUACCCAACAUGCAAGCAGGAAUGUUACGGACCCUGAGCCUGUUACAACAUCAAAUUCUCAAAGCCUUUCCAGGGUGCCUGACUCAGAAAGUACCGAAAAAGCCGAAGACUGUAACCCCUCUCAAAAGAUCUCACAGGGUGUUAAUGUAGGGAACCAGAACAUAAGCGCUUCUCCAGGUGCGACUCCAUCCCAGCUUGUCGGUGCAGAUUGUGUUUCAGACACCCCUAUUGCACCACAAACAGGUAAGACCACAGUUACUGACUGUUCACAAGCCUCGCUCACAAGUCCUGUCCCCGUCCCCCAACACUCUCUGUCUCAGUCAGUCUUAACUGUUUCGUCCCAAAAGAACACAGAGAAGGAAAAAGAAAGUGUUAGUCAAAGCCAGAGACUCAGUCAGCCCAUGACACACAGCCACAGUGUUGUUACAGACAGUGUUAGAAUCACUGAAGAGGAGGAGCUGAUGGAUGAAGGUGAGAUUCAGAGAGAGAUGACAGGUGAUGACACUGGGAUCAAGCUGGGCUUGUCUCAGAGCCAGGUGCUUUCUCCAGAACCCAUGGAGGAAGAGAAUGGAGAGGAGGAGAAGGAGACUUCCCAGUGUGAAACCAGCAGAGACGACCACUCCUCCAGCAAAGAGGACAGCUUCAGUGUCAUGGUGCUUGAAGAGAGCCAGAGGGUCUCUCAAGACAAAAUGAAGGCUGGAACGUCACAGGCAUUUAUAAGCUCCUCACAACCUGUGAGGGGCACUGUGCAGGGCAAACAUGAGGCCACGGCCAAGAUCUCAGGGUCUCAGCCAGUAAGAUCAACUGAGGUUUCGCCUUUACAGCUUGAGAGAGCUAAGUCCCAGAGCACACAGCCCAGUGAUGCAGGACAGCACAAAAAAACCUCGGACAGUGCUGCCAACAAAAGUCUGAGCGACAGCUCUGGAGAGCUUCCGUUUCACUUCACAUUGCCCAAACAGGGCGAGCUGAUCCGGCCAGAAGUUAGUGCAACUCCUCCACAGAUUAGUCAGCUGAAAAAGACACCGAGACACAGCACUCCUAUUGAGAUGACCUCGUUCUCAGAGCCGUCAGAGGCCAGCGUUACCAGGGAGACGACAAUGGCGGCCAGUGAGAUUUCAGUAGAGGAGAGCAGAGAGGGUGAAGAGCCAGCCGCGGUGGAGCAAGAUGGGAAACUGAGUCUCAGGAUGAAGCUGGUGACACCAGUGGAGGAGGGCAGCUCGGGAUCAGAGCAUUUCAGUCUGCAGAAACCACCAUUAACAGAGGAGGAAGGAUCUGUCUCCAAGGCUACCACUGUUACCAUGGAUGUAACCAGUCCUUCUGUGUUCAGUCGUGUUCGGGAGGCCCACAGGCAGAUCCAGGUGGAGGAUGAUGAAGAGUCCAGUUAUCCUCCGCUCAGGCAAGAAAGCCAGCUGUUCAACCCCCCCAACACUAAUGACUCUGGGCUGUCUCCCAACUGCCCAAAAGAAACCGUGGACAGCAGAGCCUCAGGCCGAGUCACUGAAGCUGUACCUCUGCAUCCUGCUGGUGCGGGAGCAAACUCUGAAUCUCUGGUCAGUGGUCUGUUCUCUCCUGCCAAAGAACAAGAGGUUCCCAGCACUUCUGACAAACCUCGAACACCUGUCCGACAGAGAGCCGUGUCACAGCAGACUAGUGUGGAUAUUAGCUCGACCACCAGCCCACACAGCAAAAGAGCUGUAUCUCAGCAGACUAGUUUUGAUCUGUCUGGACCGCAUAACCUGUCUGGAAGGGGAGAACCAAGCACACCAAUCAGAACCCAUCCUGCCCCAUCAUUGCGCAGACAUGUUCGCACCAUCCAGGAAGUCCGAACAACGGUCACACGCAUUAUUACAGAUGUCUACUAUGAAGAUGGCAGAGAGGUUGACCGCAAAGUUACCCAUGAGUCAGAGGAACCCUUGGUGGAUCGCUGCGUCCUAGACAAUGACAUCUCUCCGUCCCGUACAGGAAGCUCCAUGACAUCUGGAGACCUGGCUGAUGUCAGUUCACUCUCCUCGAAGGCCCCAUCACACCACAGCUCCAGUGGGACAAGCAGCACGGGCCUAGGUCCCAUCAGAAUGCCAGAUUUUCUAAUGCCCCCCAGCCGAGGGGCCAAGUCUGGCCGGCGGGGGGGACGGCAGCAGCCGAGGAGUCACACUGUGGUGGUGGGGUCUGAGGUGACGGAUGCACGGGGGUCUCAGGUCACCGCCCAGCUGAGCCCCCGUGGCCGUGCCCAGCGAGGAAGGCCUCCUUCCCGCGGCCUGCUGUCCAGAGGUGGCAGGACAGGACAGAGAGGUGGUGCCCAUGGCCAGGGAGCAUCAUCCUCAGAAGAGGAGCACUUUGUCCAAAGGCAUGUCCAAACACCAGGCAGCCCAGUAGAGCCCAGUGCUACAAGCCACUCUGAAUCUCUUAACACCACCUCCCCAGAUAACAGCGCUGGGUCCAGCAGUUUUGUUGGGUUGCGUGUGCUGGCCAAGUGGUCAUCCAACUCGUAUUUCUAUUCUGGGAGUAUCACUCGAGACCUGGGAGAGAACCGUUUCCGCCUUCUGUUCGAUGACAACCAGGAGUGUGAAGUACAAGGAAAAGACAUCUUGCUCUGUGACCCCAUUCCUGUAGAGACGGAAGUCACUGCCUUAACCGAGAAGGAGUACUUUAAUAUAGGUGUGGUGAAAGGUCAUAAGACUCAAGGCUCUGAGUUCCUUUACUGUGUGGAGAAAGAUGGUCAGAGUAAUUGGUACAGCAGAACAUCUGUUAUUCUCAGCAUGGAGCAAGGCAACCGCCUGAGAGAGCAGUUUGGACUGGGACCCUAUGAACCAUCUACACCCCAAGCCAUGGCCUCUGAUAUCAGCCUUGAUAACCUGGUAGAAGGAAAGCGGAGAUGCCGAGGAAACUCCAGUGGAGCAGGGACCCCUACACGCAGCUCCAGCAACAGCCCAAGAAACCCAGGGCCUUCUGGGAAACGAAAGCUCAUCAGUGGUGUGGAGGAUGAGAGGACUCCUGCAAAGAGAGGACGCAGGGGGGGAGGGGCCAGAGUGGGACAGCGUAUCGCUGCUUGUAACACAUCUGGGAGCGGAGCAGACCUGCCCCCUGACCCUAAUGAUCUGGUGGCAACACAUGGACCUCUGCCAGAAAACUCCUCUCUCUUUAUGGGGUUUGUCUUCAUGCUCACGGCAUCCUCAGAAAACGACAGAGACUCCAACCACCAGCCCAGUGAUGAGGAUGAUGAGUAUGUUCAGAGAGCACCAUACAACAAACACUAUACGGAGAGACAGCUAGAGGCAGGUGGAGGAAUGAUCCUGCUUGACUUUAAUGAAGAACAGUGUAAAGCAGCAUAUCAAAGCUUGCUGAUUGCCGACCAACACUGCCGGACCAGGAAGUACCUGCUGUGUGUGGCAGGUGGAGUUCCCUGCGUGUCUCAGAUAUGGGUGAGGGAUUGCUGCCAGGAGAAGAAGCUGCUCAACUACAGGAACUACCUCCUUCCUGCUGGUCUGGGGCCAGAUGGAGGCAUUGUGGAGUGGCAUUCUCGCUGUAACCCUUUCACCGCUCUGAAGGUGGUGCUCAUAUCGGAGGAUCGUGUGGAUUUGUGGACAUCUUUGCUUUCCAUGGGUGGUGCAGCAAAAGUUCAUCACCAUAAAGAAAAUGAAGAUCUUUCUGACAUUCCAAACGUGAAGUUUGACCUGGCAGUGACAUCGUCUGCAUGUCCAUCUGAGGAACUGAAACGUGUGGCCGCGGACAUGCCUGUUGUGUCUCUGGAGUGGCUGAUUCAGAGCCUGGUCUGUGGAAAGUGCCUCAGCUAUGACAGCAACUCUGAAUUCUGUCACAACCCUUCCACAUAAACCAUCAUUCCUCUGGUGUCUUUUAAACGUCCUCCGUGUUCUAGUGCAUGCAUUUUACUGUAAAUAGUUUUUAUAAGAAUAAAAA
Messenger RNA from Carassius carassius (crucian carp), 5019 nucleotides. RefSeq names its product TP53-binding protein 1-like. The record is from RefSeq and is a predicted model, not a curated record. Gene Ontology annotation, cellular component: nucleus. NCBI's taxonomy places the organism in Eukaryota, Metazoa, Chordata, Actinopteri, Cypriniformes, Cyprinidae. Gene Ontology annotation, molecular function: histone binding. Gene Ontology annotation, biological process: positive regulation of transcription by RNA polymerase II; DNA damage checkpoint signaling. The transcript is spliced from 25 exons. Bases 45 to 4934 code for a protein of 1629 amino acids.